Osmerus eperlanus (European smelt) is the source of this 4079-nucleotide messenger RNA. RefSeq names its product kazrin, periplakin interacting protein b (gene kaznb). Lineage: Eukaryota; Metazoa; Chordata; Actinopteri; Osmeriformes; Osmeridae. The transcript is spliced from 13 exons. Gene Ontology annotation, molecular function: protein binding. The coding region runs from base 732 to 2819 and encodes 695 amino acids. The record is from RefSeq and is a predicted model, not a curated record.
AGACUAGGUGGUGUGUGAUGUUUGGACAGUUUCAGGGCAAAGUGUCCUUUGAUAGAUGGUAUGUCAGUCAGGUAAGUUGUCAUGUCUUUGAUAACAUGAGGCUAAGCUCUAGCAUCUGACGGUGUCUCGCUCUCGCUCCUGGAUAAACCACUGGUUUGAUUAUCCUGUAGCCUGUUUCAGUGACUUCACGCUAAACAACUUCUGAGGCCUUUCUUGUAGAGCAUGGUAGAAGCGGUGAGUGUGUGAAGGAUUGUACGCAUGAGGUGGAUUCGCCAUGUCCUCUGGAGUGACUUGCAGCUGUUUGCCAUCAGGUGGAGCUAGAGUACAUAUCUUACCUGGUUAAACACCUGAGGCAGCAGCUACAACCUGUUUGUGGGUGUGUGUUAGGAAAGAAUGAGCGUCAUUGUCCAGCUAGGAGGGGUUACAGGAAGGAGGGGCUAAGGGUGGAAGCAGAAAGGCUGGAAUGGAAACUGCCAAUAGGUGUGUUCCUGUAGAUAGAGAGGUGGAGAGAGAGAGCCAGGGAGAGACAACCCCCUCGCGAGAGACCAAUUCCUGGUUAUCUGGCUGGGUGGAGCCAGUAUGUAGAGCUAGGAGCGAUUGACUGAGUACGCUGGCUGACUUUGGAGUUUCCCUGAGUGUUUGUGUGUGUGUGUGAGAGUUAUGUCUGCCAACCAUGAGAACACACACCGGCGCUGACCGUGGAGCCCUACGGAGCGUGCACCGAGGAGGACAUGAGGUCCGACAAGGAGGAGGGGGACCCCGUGCUGCUGCGGGAGGAGGUGUGUCAGCUGCAGGAGGAGGUGCAUCUGCUGCGUCAGAUGAAGGACAUGCUGACUAAGGACCUGGAGGAGAGCAGCCAGGGCUCGUGCUCGGCCGCGCUGCUGUCCGCCACGCAGCUCCGGGUGCAGCUGGGCGACCGGGAGCAGGAGCUGGGCCGCGCCAAGGAGGCCUUGCAAGCCAUGAAGGAGGACCGUAAGCGUCUGAAGGUGGAGAAGGCCGACCUGGUGAACCAGAUGCAGCAGCUUUACACCACCUUGGAGAGCAGGGAGGAGCAGCUACGAGACUUCAUACGCAACUAUGACCAGCAUCGGAAGGAGAGCGAGGAUGCAGUGAAAGCCCUGGCCAAAGAGAAGGACCUGCUGGAGAGGGAGAAGUGGGACCUGAGGAGGCAGAGCAAGGAGGCCAUGGAGCAGGCCAACCUGCUGCGCUCACACAUGGACACCAAGGAGAACCGCAUCAAGGAGCUGGAAGCCGAGCUCACCAUGGCCAAGCAGUCUCUGGCCACGCUCACCAAGGACGUGCCCAAGCGCCACUCCGUGGCCAUGCCCAACGCGGCCGAGCCUGUGGUGAACGGCAGCCAGGAGUGGGUGAUGCAGGCAGACCUGCCCCUCACGGCUGCCAUACGCCAGAGCCAGCAGACCCUCUACCACGGACACACAUCCGACAGGCAGGCUGUGGUUAGGGUGAGUCCCUGUCACUCCCGCCAGCCCUCCGUCAUCUCGGACGCCUCGGCGGCGGACGGCGACCGUUCGUCCACCCCCAGCGACAUCAACUCCCCCCGCCACCGGACCCACUCCCUCUGCAAUUCCAUGGAGGAGUUGGACGACCAGAAGCGUAAGAAGAAGAAAGAGAAGUUGACUCUGGGCUCGCUCUCGCGGGUUUUUGGUCGAGGGAAGCAGCGCAAGUCCAUGGACCCAGGCCUGUUUGAUGACUCGGACAGCCUCUCCAGCCUCACACAGCAGAGCCUAUCAGAUGGAGAGGAGCAGCUGGACCGCCUCCACCAGGCGGAGCUCACUCGGAGCACACCCAUAUCCCAGUGGAGGGCAGGGGCAGUGCAAGCCUGGCUGGAGGUUGUCAUGGCAAUGCCCAUGUACGUCCGCGCUUGCUCCGAGAACAUCAAAAGUGGCAAGGUGCUGCUGGGUCUGACAGACGAGGACCUGGAGCUGGGGCUGGGCGUCAGUAACCCCUUACACCGCAGGAAGCUACGCCUCGCCAUCGAGGACUACAGGGAGGCGGAGGGAAACCGAGGGCUCUCCAAGGCCGCAGAGAUGGACCACCAUUGGGUGUCCAAGUCUUGGCUGAGCGACGUGGGCUUGUCCCAGUACUCCCAGUCCUUCCACAGCCAGCUGGUGGACGGCCGGCUGCUCAGCACGCUCAGCAGGAGGGACCUGGAGAAACUUCUCAACAUCACCAACCAGUUCCACCAGACGUCCCUCCUCAUGGCCAUCCAGCUCCUGCAGAUGCUCAGCUUUGACAAAGACGCUUUGCAGGCCCGCCGGACCAGGUGUGAGAGGCAGGACAUCGACCCCAUAGUCUGGUCCUGCCAUAGAGUCAUGAAGUGGAUCAGAGACAUAGAUCUGAAGGAGUAUGCAGACAGUCUCCUGAGUAGAGGAGUCCACGGAGCCGUGAUGGCCUUAGACCCGUCGUUCAACCCUGAGGUCAUGGCCAGGUUCCUGGGGAUCCCCGUCCACAAACACAUGCUGCAUCUUCACCUGUCUGAGGAGAUGAAGGUCCUCGCCAUCCCUCUCAGGAGCAGCAAAGAGGAGGAUGACGAGACAUUAGAGCCCCUCCCACAAUCCCCUGCCCUUCCUGGUCGCUACACGGAGGAAAGACUGUCAGGAAGAAGAACGUCCGGCAAGGUGCGUGGUUCUCUUGAUUCUAAUCCAACAGACUGUACUUUUAUGUGUUGCAUGUUUCCCUACAUUUGUGGAAUUCAGACAGGUCCCAUUGAUUUACAUCUUUCUCACGAUGGGCUCCUUUUCUUUGGACACAUUUUCCCAGAGUCCUCUGCGGUUGAGUGGAAGGAGCAAGUCAGCUGAACGGAACAUGGUGUUCCAUAGCAGCUGUGGAACUCUGCCCAGAGAGGCCCAUGUGCAGGCUGUGCCAAGAGUUAAGGGUAGCCCUGUGCUUACCUACAAGACUGUGGAGAUCACCAACGUGUGAACAUACAUAGUGUUUGAACUUGGACUGGUUACCAACCACAGAUAAACGCUAUGGAAACAAAGACUUGUUCCCUGUCAUCAACUGAAGGCAUAAUACACAUACUCAUCUGUUCAUUUACCCUGUUGUUUGCAUCUAAAGAGGUCUGAAGUUGUUUUACUUAUGAUGGAUGCAUGGACUUGAUGCCUUAGCAAUGUAAGAUGGGGAGAAUUGUAUAACCAAGUGAACACCAUAAUGUAUAUUGUAUAAUGUACAUCAAGUUAGUACACCAGCCCUGCAGUAUGUCUAUGGUCAAUGCAGGGUAUUGUGUAAACUUAACUGAAGAGUGCUUUUUAAGUCUUGCUCAAAUAUGAGAAAUGCUAAAAGCUUAAAGUCAAUCCAAAAUAACCAUAGCUCAUGUUGUUACAUCUAAAAGGUCUAACUACUGUCUGAAUCUAUGUUUUCCCAAUCAGAAACAUAUCAAUUCAUUAUUUAAUUAAAAAACAAUUUUUCAAUUAAUUGCAAGCUUUAGCUGAACAUUGUACUCUUCCUCUAAUCAGUCAAAGUUUACCAAGUUUGAAACAAGCAUUGUGAUGUGUUUUCCGUAUAUAUUUGUAAUGUAUUAUUUGCAUGAAUAUCAAAGACAAAACUCAAAAAUAAGCUUCCAGUUCCACACUUAAGAAUGGCAGGGCCAGACACUCAUGUUGAAUUAACGUUAUAAUAAAUGGUUGUGCUAAGUGCACCCACAACUUUAGGGACACACAUGUUUGUAGUUCAUUCGAGGGGAGCAGGAGGAAUUCUACUUAUGGGAGACAGCAAUAGGCGUUUCAGUACAACAGGAACUUGGUCCCAAUCAACACACUUCCACACACCUUAUUGUCACGUUGAGGGGUAGGAACAUUAGACCAGUCCAAACGUCUAAUUGAUUGUGAUAUGUGGACAAAGAAACACUUGCUAUAGAACUUGCCAUUAUGUACUGUGAAUGAACUUAUGGCAAACCCAAUAGGCCCAUGAGUUGAGAGUCUAAUUUGCCUAACACGUCUAUGGCAUACAAACUGAAUGAUUGUGUAAAUGUAUAUUAUAUAUUACAGUUUUACUUUUCAUUUGUUACUGUUUAAUUUAAAUCAAUGUAUACAUAAUUAAAACUAAUGCGAAAUGUG